AUGGGGAAUGUGAAAAACAAGUCUCAACCUUCAAAAAAGAGGACUGCUGGUGUACAAUUAUCUCGAGAUAACCUUGGUCUUAACGAUGACGAUGAGAUAUCUGAACAAGAGACAUCAACCUUCAGAAAAGAAAGUGAUGAGAUUCUUAGAGCUAGAAGAAUAGUGAAAGCUCGUCACCAUCAACCCCAUCAGCGCCAAUUCCUGUUCUUGCUGCUAACCAUGGUUCCUCCUCCUGGUACUUCAACUUCAGAAAAGGUGGAAGGGAAUAGUGUUCUGAGCAAGGAAACUAAUCAAAUUGAUGAUAAGCAAUCUGAGGCAGCAGAAGGCAAGAAAUCUGAGGAGGAAAAGAAGAGAGCUACAGAAGCCGGUGAUAGUGCGAGUGAAGCCAGGAAAGAAUCUGAAGGCCAGAAAAGCGAGGAAAAAGAUGAUGGGAAGCAGAUAUCGAAAAGAACGCAGAAACUGCAUCUUUUAGUUCGUUUCAACGAUGUUUUAACUGUCUUUAGGACAUUUGAAACGAUGGAUUAG
This is a messenger RNA of Fraxinus pennsylvanica, 525 nucleotides long. Lineage: Eukaryota; Viridiplantae; Streptophyta; Magnoliopsida; Lamiales; Oleaceae. The record is from the annotation of a GenBank genome assembly.